This is a messenger RNA of Dendronephthya gigantea, 1111 nucleotides long. Its product is annotated as transcription factor COE3-like. The transcript has 10 exons. Lineage: Eukaryota; Metazoa; Cnidaria; Anthozoa; Malacalcyonacea; Nephtheidae. The record is from RefSeq and is a predicted model, not a curated record. Gene Ontology annotation, biological process: regulation of transcription by RNA polymerase II. The annotation marks the transcript as partial. Gene Ontology annotation, molecular function: RNA polymerase II cis-regulatory region sequence-specific DNA binding; DNA-binding transcription factor activity, RNA polymerase II-specific.
AAGGCGCGCCAAUUAUAUCAUUUCGGAAGACAUGGAUGCUGUACCAAGGUUGAAACGGAUUGAGUUUAAAAAGCAACCUCCUCAGAAUGUACGCAAAAGCAACUUUUUCCAUGUCGAUGUCGCUUUACUGAGCGAACAAGACAGGCUGCUCGAUGUAGAGACGGCGAGGUUCAAGAGUUUUAUAUACCAGGAUCCACAGACGAAUGAAAUGAGCAAUGGUUUGAGAUAUAUGAUUAAAUUUUCAUCCGAAGAAGGGUCGUCGAAAUCUGUGCCGGAACUAGAGGUUGACAUCCACUUAGUGGAUUGGAAUACAAAAGAAGUCAUCAUGUACGAUGGGAAAGAUAAACAUCCGGAACUAAAGAAAGUCCUCUUAACGCACGAAGUCCUUUGUAGCCGUUGUAACGAGAAUAAGUCAUGUGGUAACCGAAUUCAGACACCAGCAGAUCCAGUCAUCGACAAAUCGAUGACUGGGAAACUGACGUUUCACUUGAAGUGCAAUCAAAAUGGCCUAAAGAAUGCAGGAACUCCCAAAAGAAAACGAUUAUUUCAAAUAAGGGUAUCCACUGAAAAAAUACCGUUGGGUUACUCCGAAAAGUUUUUUGUUCAUAAUAAUUCGAAAUAUUCCAAUGUGCGUAGAGUAAAACGCCCAAAAGGAUUCACAGGGAUAACUUUUGAACCAACUAUCCAUGCAAUCUGUCCGAACGAGGCUUGGACAUCUGGCGGAACGAAGGUUUUUGUAAUUGGAGAAAACUUCCUUGAUGGUGUUCAGGUUGUUUUCGGAUCUGUUAUUGUCUGGAGUGAGAUUGUAACGCCUCAAGUCAUCAGCGUCCUGACUCCACCGACUCAAUCUCCUGGCACAGUUGACGUAACCUUGAUUUUUAAGAGUAUCCAGUACUGCAAAAGAGAUCCAGCCAAAUUUGUGUAUUCAGUGGUCCCCCCGUUGUCUGCUCUACCGCCGACACAAAACAGUGGGAAUAUCCCUAUUGCUCCCUCGAUGUUUACGUUUCCUGGAAUUACUUCCUCUUCGAUUGCAAGUCCAGCAUCGUGUUCUUAUACCACUAAUGAGAAGCGUGUAAUCGUAAACGGUACAAACGGUACAUUACCUGGUAUU